Messenger RNA from Rhopilema esculentum, 2263 nucleotides. NCBI's taxonomy places the organism in Eukaryota, Metazoa, Cnidaria, Scyphozoa, Rhizostomeae, Rhizostomatidae. The record is from RefSeq and is a predicted model, not a curated record.
UUGUAAAGAUCUAACAAGAAGCUUUCCAUGCACUCAGAUCUGUGUACCAGGCUGCAAUUGUCCAAACGGCACUCUUCUGAAUGAAUAUGGCUUGUGUGUUACAAAGAAUCAAUGUCCUUGCUACGAUCAGACUAAUGUUUAUCAGCCAGGCCAUAUUUUGUACCGCAAGGAUUGUUUACGGUGGUAUGUGAGCCAUUUGUAACUUUUCUUGAUUCAUUCUUGAUAGAGAGUCCAUUGUAUUACUCAAACAUCUCUUUUGAGCACUAUUAUUACACAUCUAUGCCGCAUUUGUAAAUUUUGCUGCUAUGGGCAAACCAUUUGAAGCACUCUGUGCCAGCCGAGAUUGAUUGUAACAAAUGUGAAAAGCUUAUCAUUAUAAUUUACUUUUAAACCAGUAUUUCAGAUUCACUGCAACACCUUAACCAGCAUUGUCAGGUAAUUAUGUAGUCCUUUCAAUGCAGUUUGUGCAAAGAUGGCAUCUUUAAAUGCGAGCAGGAGACGACCUGUGAAAGUUUAGCGUGUCCCUCCAACCAGGUAUGGAUGACAUAUGGAACAGAGUGUGCAAGAACAUGCACAACACUUCAUUUACCAUGUCUUGGCUCGGUUACAACAGCAGGUUGUCGAUGCAAAUUCCCUUUGGUCUGGGAUGAUAGUAUCAAGCGCUGUAUUCACGAAUCCGAGUGCCCGUGCCACCAUCAUGGAAGAAGUUACCAACCAGGAUCAAAGAUUCAAUGGGGAUGCAAUCAGUGCAUUUGUAACAACACAAAAUGGCAUUGCACAAAAAGUGAGUGUGCUGGCUGGUGUUCGGCAUAUGGAGAUCCUCACUAUACGUCUUUUGAUGGCAAAAAGUUCAUGUUUCAAGGCUCGUGUGAGUAUGUUAUGGCGCAAGACUUCUGUAAUGGAAGAAAUGGUACCUUUCGAGUACAAACACAGAACGUUGUUUGUGGUAGUACUGGAGUCACGUGCGCAAAGGAUAUUACUGUUCAAGUUGGGGAUACUGUUCUGCGAAUGGAAAGGGGAAAAGAAAUCACCGCCAAGCCGGAAGUCGGUGCUCUGACUAUGACAGCAAAGUAUGACAUUGUCAGCAGUGGUAUAUAUACAAUACUUGUUACUGAUAUCGGAUUGUCCGUGAUAUGGGAUGGUGGUACUACUGUCUAUGUUUCGCUCAGUCCAACAUAUAAAGGAAAAACUUGCGGCUUGUGUGGUAAUUUCAAUGGAGACAGAGCAGACGACUUUCAAACCCCAGAGAAUGACGUAUCUGUAUUGGCAACAUCAUUUGGUGAUAGCUGGUCAACACAACAAAAUUGCCCCAAUGCUCAAGAUCCACCAAACGCAUGCGUAUUCCACAAAGACAGAGCACCAUGGGCACAUAAACAAUGCAAUAUUCUCAAUAAAGAACCGUUUAUACAGUGCCACGAGGCGGUGAAUCCAAAACCAUACUUUGAUGCAUGCUUCUUGGAUACAUGCUCUUGUGAUCUUGGGGGUGACUGUGAAUGUCUCUGCACUGCAGUGUCGGCCUAUGCAUCAGAAUGCAGUAAACAAGGAGUACAUAUCAGAUGGCGAUCAAAAGACUUCUGUCCUAUGCAGUGUGAUUAUGGUAGCCAGUAUGUAGCAUGUGGUCCAAGUUAUGCAAGAACCUGCGACAACCUUUGCAAGCCGACUCCUCAAAUGCCAUUAACCUGCACCGAAGGCUGCCAUUGUCCAAACGGUACAGUCAAUUAUCAAGGCAACUGUGUUAACCCAAAUCAGUGUCCAUGUAUUCAAGAUGGCGUUGCUCAUCCACCUGGAUCGUUGGUUAUCAGAAACUGUCAGCAGUGCACUUGCAUAAGUGGAUGCCUUGUUUGUAGUGGUCCUACAUGCCGCCCAAGCCUACAGACGACCAUAGUGACCAGCACAGUGAGUCAGUCGACGUCUACAAUUCAUACGAAAGCCAAGUCUAUCUUCGAGCAGUCAACAAAUCUACCUAGUUCAUCUGUAUCAUCAACAACAUUGAUUCCGUACACCGAAGGAACCACACAGUCAAUUGGAACGUUUCCUUUUCCCGCCACACAAAUGUCAACAACAACUGAAGCAAUUCAAGCUACUAGUAAUGCUACGGGAGCAGGCAAGUCAGUUUAGCAAUUUUGUUUUGAAAUAGAAUUCUGGGCCUCUUUAAUAAAACGUUUAUUUGAACUCAAUCGACCGCAAUAAAAGUGGAUGCCAGUAAAACAUACAAGAAAACUAAUGUUCACUAUUUAUCUUUUAAUAUUGCUAGAAUACAUUA